GUCUGAUCUUUUUUUUCAUAAAGAUUUUUCUCUUGGAGAUUUUUCUAAAUGACUAUUACAAACACAAUUUGUUGAUACUGAGGGAGAGCACUAAUUCUUGCCUUCAGAUCUACUGCCUUUUAUAUCUUUUGAAUCUUGAAGAAAUAAGAGUCAUAGAAUUUUUAGCAUGGGAAAGAAUUUUAAUCCCACAGUUUUGGAAUGUGAGGAAGAAUUAAAGCAGAGUCAAGUGCCUUGCUAGUGGAUCACAUUCUGUGUCCAGCUUGACCUUCAGUAUAACUGAGGUCACAUACAAGCCAAAUUACAGGAAGGGGAAGAAAUUAACAUUUUUUCAGGCCAAGUGUGCGGGCAGGGGAAGGAGUUGGAAUGUCAAGAGUAAGGACUGUAAGGCUGAUGUGCUUCAAAACUGCAAAUGGACUAAAACAAUAUGGAUUUAAAGUCCAAGUCUGGAAGGCCUAGGGACCCAGGUCCAGAGUUCCUCUGCUCAGCCACUGCCCCCACCAGUCAUCUGCCUUUGCACUCUGAGGCUUCAGAGUUAGAGAACAGUCCCCAAGGCCCCCGUCAUCUCUGACACCAAAUUGCAGUUUUGGUUCCCCGGGACCACCACCGCUCAGAUUCAGUAAUCCGCUAGGACUCACUGAGAACUGUGACACCUGUAGUUCUGGUUUAUUACAGCAAAAGGAAUCAGACUAAAAUCAAUCAAGGGAAGAGAUGUGCAGAGCCCAGGAGAAUUCCAAAUGCUCAGCUCCCAGUGGUCUCCACGGGCAAUAUUGAUUCCUGAAUUAAGCCGCCACCAUGUCGAGCAAAAAGGCAAAGACCAAGACCAAGAAGCGCCCCCAGCGCGCAACCUCCAACGUGUUCGCCAUGUUUGACCAGUCCCAGAUUCAGGAGUUCAAGGAGGCCUUCAACAUGAUCGACCAGAACAGGGACGGGUUCAUCGACAAGGAAGACUUGCAUGACAUGCUUGCUUCUCUAGGGAAGAACCCAACUGACGCGUACCUGGAAGCCAUGAUGAACGAGGCUCCAGGGCCCAUCAACUUCACCAUGUUCCUCACCAUGUUUGGGGAGAAGCUGAAUGGCACAGACCCAGAAGAUGUCAUCAGAAAUGCUUUUGCUUGCUUUGAUGAAGAAGCGACUGGCACCAUUCAGGAGGAUUACCUGAGAGAACUGCUGACCACAAUGGGAGACCGGUUUACAGAUGAGGAAGUGGACGAGCUGUACAGAGAAGCACCUAUUGACAAAAAGGGGAAUUUCAAUUACAUCGAGUUCACGCGCAUCCUUAAGCAUGGAGCGAAAGACAAAGACGACUGAAAGAACUUGAGCUAAAACUUUCCAAUUACUUUGUCUUACUCUAUAUUGUUUCCUAGACAUUACCCCCCGCCCACCAUAGACCUGUUGCAUGCAACUUUGAUUCACAGCUUUGCCUCUUUUUUUGGGUGUAUUUAUUCUAGACCUUCCUGCCACUUAGCACUUGUAUAAUCAGACUGCAAAUGGGGAUAAAGUUGUAAAUUGUAUUGAAAAAAGAGAUUGCAAAUAAAAAUCAACAAAUGUGAAAGCCCAGGAAAAUAUAUCCGGUAUUUCUGAUUUUGCUGGAUUUUUACAUUUUUAUAUAAUAAAAAUGCUAUUUUGAAAUAAA
Cervus elaphus (red deer) is the source of this 1633-nucleotide messenger RNA. RefSeq names its product myosin regulatory light chain 12B. Gene Ontology annotation, molecular function: calcium ion binding. Bases 793 to 1308 code for a protein of 171 amino acids. Lineage: Eukaryota; Metazoa; Chordata; Mammalia; Artiodactyla; Cervidae. The transcript has 4 exons. Gene Ontology annotation, cellular component: myofibril; stress fiber; cytoplasm. The record is from RefSeq and is a predicted model, not a curated record.